Molecule: messenger RNA, 2693 nt
Organism: Thalassophryne amazonica
Lineage: Eukaryota; Metazoa; Chordata; Actinopteri; Batrachoidiformes; Batrachoididae
Product: protocadherin beta-16-like
Exons: 1
Coding region: 153-2666 (837 amino acids)
Biological process (GO): homophilic cell-cell adhesion
Cellular component (GO): plasma membrane
Molecular function (GO): calcium ion binding
Source: RefSeq, a predicted model, not a curated record
GUUGUGAACUCAGCGGGACGCUGUUGACCAGUGUCUUGCUGUUUAACAUCCAUCUAUAUUCUCAUACGCCCUCCGUUGUCUCCCAUUUGUCGUCUGACGGCCAGCCUGUGAGGCAAAAAUCACACCAAGAAUGCUGAAAAUGGACAUACACGAUGGAUUUUUGUUUUUCGUCGGUCAAUAUUUGUCUUAGAUCCUCAAUGCAUAAAUCCCAACGGUGGCUGCAAAUAGGAGAAGGAGCUCGUUUUGGUACGAUCGAGAUUUCUGACAGAACAAUGAGACGGCAAGUACUGUUGUUUUUCUCCGUUCUCAAUCUCUGCGUCGUGGCUGGUCAGGUCAGUUAUUCUGUGCCUGAGGAAAUGACAAAAGGCUCUUUAGUUGGUAACAUCGCUCAUGAUUUAGGUUUAGAUGUGAGACGAUUACAUGCGGGGAAAGCUCGAAUUUUCAGAGGAGGCAGCGCAGAAUACAUCGAUCUGAACAAGGAAAAAGGACUCCUCCUUAUCAAAGAGAAAAUAGACCGCGAGGCUCUCUGUGGACAAACAACGCCGUGUGCUUUGCAUUUCCAAAUUGCCUUAGAAAAUCCAAUUGAAAUAUUUCCAAUUAUUGUCGAAAUAACAGAUAUUAAUGACAAUGCGCCGGCAUUCCAAAAAGAGGAGAGAAAAUUUGAAAUCAGCGAGUCUGCAGUGAUCGGUUCUAAAUUCCUGCUGGAGAAAGCAAUUGAUCCGGAUAUCGGACGGAAUGGACUUCAAAGCUACACUCUGAAACCCAGUGAGAAUUUUGUGCUAAAAUUACACAGUCAGUCUGACGGCAGUAAAAAGGUAGAAAUGAUUUUACAAAAAGCUCUUGACAGAGAGAAACAGGAGUAUAUUUCGUUAUUUUUAACAGCUGUAGAUGGAGGAGAACCGCAAAGAUCAGGGACAAUGCAAAUUCAUGUUGCUGUAUUAGACGCUAAUGAUAACGCUCCUGUUUUUACGCAAGCUGUUUAUAAAGCCAGUUUAAAAGAAAACUCGCCAGCAGGCACGCUCAUCACAAAAGUGAGUGCUUCUGACGCAGACAAAAGCGCUAAUGGAGAAGUGACUUACGUCUUGGGAGAUAACAUUAUGAGCAUUUCAAAAUUAUUUCAAAUUACAGAAAAUGGACAUUUUAUUUUAAAUGGGCCUGUAGAUUAUGAAAAGGCUAAAAAUUACGAGAUUGAUGUCGAGGCAGUAGACCAAGGAGGUCUGUCAGACUCCUGCAAAGUGGUCAUUGAGAUAGGUGACAUUAAUGACAAUAGGCCUGUUAUAAAUAUGAUUUCAAAGUCAAAUUCAGUAGGAGAGGAUGUUAUUUUAAACACGGUGAUAGCUGUGAUGAGCGUAAACGAUCCUGAUUCUGAAGACAAUGGCAAGGUUCAAUGCAUCAUUAAUAAAAAUAUUCCAUUUAUAAUUCAAUCCUCCACUGGUAAUUUCUACAGUCUCGUUACAGACAGUGAGUUAGACAGAGAGAGAUCCUCUGAGUAUAAUAUCACAGUGACCUGCUCUGAUGAGGGAGUGCCCUCCCUCUCCAGCAGCGUCACUCUGACCUUACAGAUCUCAGAUGUGAAUGAUAACGCGCCUGUCUUUGAGAAGAGCUCAUAUGAGGCCUACAUUGUAGAAAACAACACACCAGGCCUCUCUAUAUUCACAGUGAAAGCCACAGACGCUGACUGGAACCAGAACGCGCGUGUUUAUUACAUACUGGAGGACUCCUCUGUUAACGGAGUGUCCGUCUCCUCAUAUGUGUCAGUUAGUGCUGAUAGUGGAGUCAUCCACGCACUGCGCUCUUUGGACUACGAGCAGAUCAAGGACUUCCAGUUCCGCGUCAAAGCGCAGGAUGGAGGCUCCCCUCCACUCAGUAGUAACGUGACUGUGAAAAUAGUGAUCCAGGACCAGAACGACAACACCCCUCAGGUUCUGUACCCAGUCCAGACUGGAGGCUCUGUGGUGGCUGAGAUGGUUCCUCGUUCAGCAGAUGUGGGCUAUCUGGUGACUAAAGUGGUGGCUGUUGAUGUGGACUCUGGACAGAAUGCCUGGCUCUCCUAUAAACUGCAGAAAACCACAGACAGGGCGCUGUUUGAAAUGGGUUUACAGAAUGGAGAAAUAAGAACUAUCCGCCAAGUCACUGAUAAAGAUGCUGUCAAACAAAGACUGACUGUGUUUGUGGAGGACAACGGGCAGCCCUCUCGUUCAGCUACAGUCAUUGUUAACGUGGCGGUGGCGGACAGCUACCCUGAAGUGCUGUCGGAGUUCACUGACUUUACGCACGACAAGGAAUACAAUGACAAUCUGACUUUUUACUUAGUGCUGGCUUUGGCUGUAGUUUCCUUUCUUUUCAUCACGUGUUUAGUGGUUAUUAUAUCAGUGAAAAUCUACAGGUGGAGACAGUCUCGCAUCCUGUAUCACUCCAGUCUCCCGGUGAUUCCGUAUUAUCCACCACGUUACUCAGACACUUUGGGGACAGGGACUCUGCCACACGUGUACAACUACGAGGUGUGCAGGACGACUGACUCCAGAAAGAGUGACUGUAGGUUCGGCACAGCUGGUAGUCAGAACGUGCUGAUAAUGGACCCCAGUUCUGCAGGAACCAUGCAGCGGAUACAGAAUGAAAAGAACAUCUUGGAUGAACCAGACUGUCCUCUAGAGGUUAGUAUUUAAAAGUCAUAUUUUCUUUUCUUUUUUUCA